Lampris incognitus (smalleye Pacific opah) is the source of this 2666-nucleotide messenger RNA. RefSeq names its product tumor suppressor 2, mitochondrial calcium regulator a (gene tusc2a). The transcript is spliced from 4 exons. Lineage: Eukaryota; Metazoa; Chordata; Actinopteri; Lampriformes; Lampridae. Gene Ontology annotation, cellular component: mitochondrion. The record is from RefSeq and is a predicted model, not a curated record. Bases 229 to 564 code for a protein of 111 amino acids. Gene Ontology annotation, biological process: inflammatory response; regulation of mitochondrial membrane potential.
ACGACCUGCUCCAAGAUAAGCCCACUAUUUCCGUAGGCGGAGAUCGACAUGGUUCUGGACGCGUCCCGCUGCCGAGUGCGCCUCAUCUAGCCCAGCGUCAACAUGGCCAGCCUCGGAUGAGAAGCUAACCGGCUAGGUCCUGGCUUUUGCAAAGAAUUUAGACACUACCCGGCCAGUUCACCACCGAAAUCCAAAGAUUCAAUUAGUGAAGAUGACUCAUCUGUAAAGAUGGGAGGAAGUGGAUCAAAAGCCAAAGGUGGCUGGCCUUUUUCCAGUUCUGGAUCAGGAGGAGAUUCAGCCACUGAGGGGAACGAGCAGGCUUUGGCUCGACUAAAAGGGGGCAGAAACGCAACACCAUUUGUUUUCACACGAAGGAGUUCCUUGUACUACGAUGAGGAUGGCGAUCUUGCCCAUGAAUUCUAUGAGGAGAUGGUUGUCACUAAAAAUGGCAGGAAGAAGUCCAAACUGAAAAGGAUCCAAAAAAAUUUAAUUCCUCAGGGAAUUGUGAAGCUGGACCACCCCUGUAUUCAUGUAGACUUUCCUGUCAUCCUCUGUGAGGUGUGAGGAGUUGCAGCGGUAUUUGUCAACCAUGUAUGGCCACAGGUCUGCCAGUCAUCUUACGUUUCCACUCUGAAUUCUUGCAUUCUGCUGGGGAGACGGACAGAACGAUUUCCCUGUGUCAAGGUCAUGCAUUUUGACGAAUGCUGAAGUUUUUAAUGUGGCGAGGAAGAGUGAGGAAAUUGAAAUGUCAAAAUGAAAAGUUGGAAGAAGAAUUAGAAAAAUACAUAGGCAUCACAAAACAAUGUUUCUGUAUCUGAAAAAGGCAUUAAUCAGAAGAUGCCGCUUAAGUCAGUAUUUGGCAUUUUACAAUAUUUGACAAGAAUAGCAUAUGUCAAGUUAAGUGAUAUCUAAUGACAAUCUUCUCACAGGGAAACACAUCCUUGAUGUGAGAAGGCUUUAAAAGUUCUGCCUUUUGUAAAAUGUAGCAGAGUGUUAACGUGUGUGUGUGUGUGUGUGUGUGUGUGUGUGUGUGUGUGUGUGUGUGUGUGUGUGUGUGUGUGUGUGUGCAUGUUGACUUGUAUGAGAGUGCAUGUGGGAGAUGGAAGGGUGGUGAAGUUAUAGUAUAAUGAAGGAUUGUGGAAAUCAGUGUAAAUACAUUCAUGUUCUGUAAUAUACACCGAUGAGCCAAGACAUUAUGACCACCUGCCUAAUAUGCUGUUGGUCCUCUGUGUGCCGCCAAAACAGCACCGACCUGCCGAGGCAUGGACUCUACAAGACCCCUGAUGGUGUCCUGUGGUAUCUGGCACCAAAAUAUUAGCAGCAGAUCCUUAAAAGUCCUGUAAGUUGCGAGGUGGAGCCGCCGGGGGAUCAAACUUGUCAGUCCAGUUCAUUCCACAGAUGCUCAAUCGGAUUGAGAUCCUGAGAAUUUGGAGGUUAGGGCAACACCUUGAACACUUCAUCAUGUUUCUCAAACCAUUUCCGAACAAUGUGCAGUGUGGUAGGGCACAUUAUCGUGCUGAAAGAGGCCACUGUCAUCAGGGAAUACCAUUGCCUUGAAGGGGUGUACCUGGUCUGCAACAAUGUUUAGGUAGGUGGCACAUGUCAAAGUAACAUCCACAUGAAUGCUGGGACCCAAGGUUUCCCAGCAGAACAUUGCCCAGAACAUCACACUCUCUCCACCGGCUUGUCGUCUUCCCACAGUGCAUCCUGCUGCCAUCACUUCCCCGGGUAAACAGCGCACAUGUACAUGGCCAUCCAUGUGAUCUAAAAGAAAACGGGACUCAUCAGAUCAGGUGACCUUCCACUGCUCCAAGGUCCAGUUACGACUUUUGUGUACCUUAUUGUAGGCGCUAUCAGUGGUGGACGGGUUAACAUGGGUACUCUGACCAGUCUGGCUACACAGCAGGGUGCGAUGCAUUGUGUGUUGUGACACAUUCCUCCAGUAACCAUCUUUAAAAUUUUCUGUGACUUGUGCCACAGUAGAACCUGCCAGUUCGGACCAGAUGGGAUAGCCUUCGUUGCCCAGGCGCAUCGAUGAGCCUUGGGUGUUCCAACACCCUGUCGCCGGUUUGUCCCUCCUCGGACCACUGUCAGUAGGUACCACUACUGACUGGGAGCACCCCACAAGCCUUGCCGUUUCAGAGAUGCUCUGAACCAGUCAUCUGGCCAUAACAAUUUGGCCCUUGUCAAAAUUGCUCAGGUCUUUACUCCUGCCCAUUUCUCCUGCAUCCAACACAUGGACUAUGAGAACUGAUUGUUCCCUUACCAUCUAAUCUACCCAGACUUUGACAUGUGCCCUUGUUUGGAGAUGAUCAAGUUUAUUUGGUUCACCUGAGUGGUCAUAAUGUUUUGGCUCAUCAUUGUAUCGUCAUGUUUGUCUGUCUCAUUAGAGCUCAGACCUGCACUAGUGAACAUAUGAUGUAAAUAAUUUCAAUGAGUUGAAAAUACUUAAAUAAAUGCUUUACUGAGAUAAAUAUUGUGUCAACAUUACUUAAAAAAUAAAAUCAAUAAUUAUUACUUUGUUCAUAGAAGGUUUAUUAUAAUGUUAGGAUCAUGCUUGUACACCCCCAGAGGAGGCUCCGUUGUUAUUUGGACGGUUACAUUCUCAGUUCAGGACUGUACCUAGUAUGUGGAAUAAUGUCAUGUUGUCUGAUAUUAAAGGGCAA